AAACUGCAACUAUGCCUUUUGACCCACUAACCCUCCCUUUUCUUCAUAUUCAACCACGCAACCUCCAUCCCCCCCAAAUUCUCCUACACAGGGAUUCCGAUUAUUGAUUCUAUAUACAAACGCAUCUUUGAUUUGAAAGUGGUAAGUGUAUAGUUGUUCAGAGAUUUUCAGGUACAGAAGGAGAAGAAGAAGAAGAUUGUGAAGAAAUGGAGGUGAAAGUACGGACGGCGAAGGCGCUGGUCGGGAAACUCAGUUCGGUGUCGGAGCAGACACGAACGGAAUCGCUUUGCGAGCUGCGUUUAAUCUCGAAGAACGAUCCUGAGAGUCGAACCCUAAUUGCUGAAGCAGGUGCAAUUCCAUACCUCUCCGAGAUACUGUAUUCACCGUCACCGAUUGCACAGGAGAACGCGACUGCUACGCUUCUGAAUAUUUCGAUCUCUUCACGCGAACCUUUGAUGUCCACGCGCGGUCUACUUGACGCGCUUUCCCACGCGCUCCGGAACCCUGCUUCCCCCUUCACCGCCCAGUCUGCCGCCGCCACGAUCUUUAGUCUCCUGACUGUUGAUAACUAUCGACCUAUUAUUGGCUCAAAGCGUGACAUACUGUACGCGCUUAUCGAUAUCAUCAGAAACCCCAUUUCGCAUCCGAGAUCAAUCAAAGACGCUCUCAAAGCGCUGUUUGGGAUUUCUUUAUAUCCGCUGAAUCGUGCAACUGUGAUCGAACUAGGGGCGGUGCCUGCGUUGUUUUCAUUGGUGGUGAAAGACGGGAGGGUAGGGGUUGUAGAAGAUGCUACGGCGGUGAUUGCACAAAUCGCAGGGUGCGAGGAGGCUGGAGAUGCGUUUAGGAAAGUUUCAGGGGUUGGAGUUUUGGUGGAUUUGCUGGAUUUAUCAACAGGGUCAAGUGCUAGGACGAAAGAGAAUGCGGUUUCUGGUUUGCUGAAUAUGGUGCAGUGUGGGAAGACAGAUGUUGGGGAAUAUGUUAAAGAGAUGGCUUCUAUUGUCUGUAAUGGCAUUUCUGAUGUUGCAGAGAAUGGAAGCCCAAAAGGGAAGAACAAAGCUAAUGAAUUAUUGAAAGCAAUCGAUCUUGCUGCUGGAAUGAAUCGAUUGCAAGACCUGCAACUCGAGACAGUAAUUUCUCACUCUUAUUGAAUCUUUGUUGUGAAUUUUUACCACUUACAUCUUUGUUUAUAGAUCCCUUUUGCUUCUACAUUACAUAUAGAAUAUGUGGGCAAUUUUAGAGUCGCAUAAACUUCUUGCUGCCUACAAAGUAAUCUUUACGAUUUCCUCAUGUACUUGUGUGAAUAUUCAUAAUCCUUUACCUAAUACUUGUAGAAGUAGACAUUUCUUGUUGUAGCAAUUGCAACUUCUGCAUAUUUGUAUAAGAUUACAAUUCAAUUUACCCAUUUGACUAUAUUAACCAUUACUGAAGUUGCUAUUUGUCAUCUUGGUUCACAUAAUACUCUUUGUUAAAGUUGUCCAAAAGGUGAAACACUUGUUGGGUGUCGGUUAAUGCACCUUGGUAAGUCACCAAGAAUAAUUUGAAGUAAAGAUAUCUAGAAUUACUUGAGUAAGCGAAGUUGCGUAAGGUUAACUAUGAGUUGUUCGUUUAUAUGAUGCCGUGUUUUCUUGAAGUAAGGGAACGU
Cynara cardunculus var. scolymus (artichoke) is the source of this 1642-nucleotide messenger RNA. RefSeq names its product U-box domain-containing protein 1. The record is from RefSeq and is a predicted model, not a curated record. Gene Ontology annotation, molecular function: protein binding. Gene Ontology annotation, cellular component: nucleus; cytoplasm. The transcript has a single exon. Bases 207 to 1148 code for a protein of 313 amino acids. NCBI's taxonomy places the organism in Eukaryota, Viridiplantae, Streptophyta, Magnoliopsida, Asterales, Asteraceae.